UUUGUCCUGAAAAACUAUGGGGAGAACCCAGAGAACUACAAUGAGGAGCUGCGAAAACUGGAGGUGCUCCGGCAGAGUGCCGUCAGCGUUCCCAGGGAUUUCGAGGGCUGCAGCACCCUACGGAAGUACCUGGGACAGCUACACUUCCUGCAGAGCCGCAUUCCCAUGGGAGCCGAGCAGGAGGCGGCCGUGCCCGUCACGUGGACAGAGAUCUUCUCGGGCAAGACAGUGACACAUGAGGACAUCAAGUAUGAGCAGGCCUGUGUCCUCUACAACCUGGGUGCUCUGCACUCCAUGUUGGGAGCCAUGGACAAGCGAGUGUCCGAGGAGGGAAUGAAGGUUUCCUGCACACACUUCCAGUGUGCCGCCGGAGCCUUCACCUACCUGCGGGAUCACUUCCCACACUCCUACAGUGUGGACAUGAGCCACCAGAUCCUCAGCCUCAACAUCAACCUCAUGCUGGGUCAGGCACAGGAGUGUCUCCUGGAGAAAUCCAUGCUGGACAACAGGAAGAGCUUCCUCGUGGCCCGGAUCAGUGCUCAGGUGGUGGAUUACUACAAAGAGGCCUGCAGGGCACUGGAAAACUCGGAGACAGCCUCACUGCUGGGAAAGAUCCAGAAGGACUGGAAGAAGCUGGUCCAGAUGAAGAUCUACUACUUUGCUGCUGUGGCUCAUCUGCACAUGGGGAAACAGGCAGAGGAGCAGCAGAAGUUUGGGGAGAGGGUCAUCUACUUCCAGAGUGCUCUAGAUAAACUCAACGAAGCCAUCAAGCUAGCAAAGGGACAGCCUGAAACUGUGCAGGAAGCCCUGAGGUUCACCAUGGAUGUGAUCGGUGGGAAGUACAACUCAGCCAAGAAGGACAACGACUUCAUCUAUCACGAGGCUGUGCCUGCUCUGGACACCCUGCAGUCUGUCAAGGGUGCUCCCUUGGUGAAGGCUCUCCCUGUGAACCCCACAGACCCGGCGGUCACUGGCCCUGACAUCUUUGCCAAGCUGGUGCCCAUGGCUGCCCAUGAGGCCUCAUCCCUCUACAGCGAGGAAAAGGCCAAGCUGCUGCGGGAUGUGAUGGCCAAGAUCGAUGCCAAGAAUGAGGUGUUGGACCAGUUCAUGGACUCCAUGCAACUGGAUCCUGAAACUGUGGAUAACCUGGAGAUGUACAAUCACAUCCCUCCCGUGUUGAUGGAGAAAUGCGCUGCGCUCAGCGUGCGUCCGGACACUGUCAAGAACCUCGUCCAGUCCAUGCAGGUGCUCUCGGGGGUCUUCACGGAUGUGGAGGCUUCGCUGAAGGAGAUCCAGGCCCUGCUGGAGGAGGAUGAGGCACAGGAGCAGCAGCUGCAGGAGCUGCUGGGGAAAGCCCCCCCGGCCCCGGGCUCUCCUCCGGGGCUGGCUGAGGUCAGCAAGGAGUGUUCCAAGUACCUAGAGCUGCACCAAAAGGCGAGUUACACCAACACGGAGCUGCACCGAGCCAUGAACCUGCACCUGGGCAACCUGCGCCUGCUGGGCGGCCCCCUGGAGCAGGUCCGGGCUGCACUGCCCACCCCCACACUCACUGAAGAGGACAAGCAGGUGCUACAGCACCUGAAGCGGAUCCUGGCCAAGGUGCAGGAGAUGCGUGACCAGCGCCUGUCCCUGGAGCAGCAGCUGCGGGAGAUGAUCCAGAAGGAUGACAUCACCUCCUCGCUGGUCACCACCGACCGCUCUGAGAUGAAGAAGCUCUUUGAGGAGCAGCUGAAGAAGUAUGACCAGAUCAAGGUGUACCUGGAGCAGAACUUGGCAGCUCAGGAGAAUGUGCUCAAGGCCUUGACUGAUGCCAACGUGAAGUACGCAGCUGUGCGCAAGGCCCUGGCCGAGGUGGAGCACAAGUGGAACACUACCGUCCAGACCCUGGUGGCCUCCUACGAAGCCUACGAGGACCUGAUGAAGAAGUCUCAGGAAGGAAAGGACUUC
Messenger RNA from Acanthisitta chloris (rifleman), 1947 nucleotides. RefSeq names its product protein tyrosine phosphatase, non-receptor type 23 (gene PTPN23). The annotation marks the transcript as partial. Gene Ontology annotation, cellular component: endosome. The record is from RefSeq and is a predicted model, not a curated record. Gene Ontology annotation, molecular function: protein binding. Gene Ontology annotation, biological process: endocytic recycling; protein transport to vacuole involved in ubiquitin-dependent protein catabolic process via the multivesicular body sorting pathway; early endosome to late endosome transport. The transcript is spliced from 18 exons. NCBI's taxonomy places the organism in Eukaryota, Metazoa, Chordata, Aves, Passeriformes, Acanthisittidae.